UAUUAGAUUUUUGUGUAGUGGUAGCCUUGAUAGCAUCGAGCUAACUUCUAGUCUAUGUUUAAGUUCUUUAAGAAGGUUAAUUAUUUUCUAGAUUUUCAAUUAAAAAUAAUUAAAAAUGAGUAAAGCACAUCCUCCAGAACUCAAAAAAUAUAUGGACAAACGUCUUUCACUAAAAUUAAAUGGUGGAAGACACGUAAUUGGAAUUUUACGUGGCUUUGAUCCUUUUAUGAACAUGGUAAUCGAUGAAAGCGUAGAAGAAUGUAAAGGUGGAACGAAAAAUAAUAUUGGUAUGGUGGUAAUUCGAGGAAACAGUGUAAUAAUGUUAGAGGCGUUAGAUAGAAUAUGAGAUUUAACAAUAUAAAUAUAAAUUUAUAUUUCCAUAAUAAGAAAUUCUAAAUGAAAACUAUACUUUAUUAAAUGUACAGCUAUGCGUAUAUAUUCAUUUUUUAUUGUAUAAAGUUUGUCAAAUCACUUUUACAUUUUUUUUUUUUUCAUCUAUCUGUUAAUGAACGAUACGUUUAGCUAAAUUUGUAAAAAUGAAAGAAAAACAAAUGCAAGUACUUGUGUAACAAAUAAACAAAAUCUGAAAUGUGAAA
Polistes canadensis is the source of this 596-nucleotide messenger RNA. RefSeq names its product probable small nuclear ribonucleoprotein G (gene SNRPG). The record is from RefSeq and is a predicted model, not a curated record. Gene Ontology annotation, molecular function: RNA binding. The transcript has 4 exons. Lineage: Eukaryota; Metazoa; Arthropoda; Insecta; Hymenoptera; Vespidae. Bases 116 to 346 code for a protein of 76 amino acids. Gene Ontology annotation, cellular component: U2-type prespliceosome; U1 snRNP; U12-type spliceosomal complex. Gene Ontology annotation, biological process: mRNA splicing, via spliceosome; spliceosomal snRNP assembly.